GCCUCCUCCCGCGCCCUUCUCCAGUCUGCAACUCACCUUGCCUAGACUCAAGUUUCCAUUUGCCAACAGAAGAGUAUAGCAUACAAAUAGCAUAUUUUUGUCGAUUGAAAUUGCUUCCAGUUCCCGGUUGCUGGUUAUUACCGAUCACACUUCCGUCACCCAAAUAGUACUAGUGACGCAUCAAGCUUUUAGCCAUUCGACUACCAUCAUGAGGGCCAUUCAGGUCACCGAAUAUGUGAAGGGACCUCUGGAACUCGGAGUUGUUACACUUCCUACCCCUUCCCCGUCUCCGACGGAUUACCUGAUUGAGAUACACUCGGCGGGUACCAACUUCUUCGACAUCCUACAAAUUCAAGGCAAAUACCAACAUCAACCUCCCCUACCCUGGGUCGGAGGUUCGGAAUUUGCGGGUACAGUGCUGGCCGUGCCCACCUCUCCAACAACGCCGCCACGGUUCGCUGUUGGCGAUCGAGUCUUCGGCGCAACGCAGGGUGCCUACGCCACUCACGUUCUCGCUCCCGAACCAUCCUUGCUACCUAUCCCGAGCGGUUGGACUUUUGAGGAUGCUGCUGGUCUCUUUGUCACGGCCCCGACAUCCUACGGGGCCCUCGUUCACCGGGCAAACGUCCAGGCUGGUGAGUGGGUGCUGGUGCACGCGGCCGCCGGCGGCGUUGGCCUAGCCGCCGUGCAGAUCGCCAAAGCCAAGGGGGCGACGGUGGUCGCGACGGCCAGCACCGAGCGAAAGCGGCAGAUCGCGCGACAGUUCGGCGCGGACCACGUCGUUGAUUACCGCGACAAGAGCUGGCCGGACCAGGUCAAAAAACUGUGCGCGCAACACCGUACGGGAAACGGCAAGGUGGGCGUCGACAUUGUCUAUGACCCUGUAGGACUGAUUGAGGCCAGCCUCAAGUGUGUCGCUUGGAACGCGCGUUUGCUGGUGAUCGGAUUCGCGGCGGGCAAGAUCGAGAAGGUCGCGUUGAACCGGGUGCUGCUCAAGAAUGUUAGUCUGGUCGGAUUGCACUGGGGCCAGUACGCCCAGUUCGAGAAGGAGACGGUCCAGUCUGUUUGGGCCGGCAUCUUCGACCUCGUCGCGCAAAGGAAGUUCAGGGGCACUGCCUUCAAGGACGAGACCUUCGUGGGCCUAGAGAGUGUUCCCCGUGCAUUGCAGGGGCUGGGUGGAAGAGAAACCUGGGGAAAGGUGGUGGUGAAGGUCAUUGAUGAUGAGGCCGAAGCGGGCAAGAGUAAACUCUGAGUGCAGAACUACCAGCCGAAGUCCAGUCGUCUCUACCUUACAUUACAACUUAACCAGAGGUGAGGAGGUAUAUCUUGGGAGCAAUAUGAGAAAGACUAUGUAAAUUCUUGAUAAUAACCAUCUGAAGACGACUGUGUGGUAAUGUAGGUGCGCAAGGAGUCAUGCUCUCGUAGGAAGUGUAACACGCGAGCAACAUGAACUAUGAAGGCCCUAGGAACUUUCUCUAGCAACUGUUCAUCUGAUAUUUCAGAUGGAGGAGCAAGAGCCCCAACAAUCCAGCUCCAGUCGGCCACAGCCACAGGACGUGACAUGCGAUGACUGUUCUUCAAGAGAGUCCGUAGGAGAUGCUCAAACGCUGUUUCAGCCCGGAGGCGUGAAAUUCAACGAUCAAUGCGAGACAGCUGGAUUGCAAAGUUGCAGAUA
Messenger RNA from Aspergillus aculeatus ATCC 16872, 1675 nucleotides. RefSeq names its product NADPH:quinone oxidoreductase family protein. The record is from RefSeq and is a predicted model, not a curated record. NCBI's taxonomy places the organism in Eukaryota, Fungi, Ascomycota, Eurotiomycetes, Eurotiales, Aspergillaceae. Bases 209 to 1252 code for a protein of 347 amino acids. Gene Ontology annotation, molecular function: zinc ion binding; oxidoreductase activity. The transcript is spliced from 2 exons. Gene Ontology annotation, cellular component: mitochondrion.